AUGACAGAAAAAGAAUUAGCAACUAAUAAUAUGUCUGCCAAAAGCAGUGAGGUCCCUACUAACCAACAACAGCAAAAAGUAGACAAAAAAUUAAUCACCUUACAAGGAAUAACCACCUCCCAAAUUAGAACCCGAGAAAAAUUAUCCGAUACCCCUGCUUAUUGUUUUUUUAAACUGACAACCAGAUAUUGCCAAUAUUGUGAAGAAAAUUGUGGUUAUUUAGCCGAAGAUGUUCCUGUCAUUUUUAGAAUAAAAGAUGAAAUAAAAAGUAAAUUUCGGGAAUUCCUAGACCCUAAUUAUAUCGGAACUUACGAAAUGGAAAUAAAUAAUUGUCCUUUUUGUGAGGGAAAACUUGAAGGACAUUUUGACGAACCAAUUAAAAGCCAGAGAAAAAGUUUUACAGCCCACUCUUACCAACUCCUAAACCAAGAAGUAAAUCAACAAAUAGAAACUCAUGACAAAUAUGCCAAAUAA
Molecule: messenger RNA, 474 nt
Organism: Racocetra fulgida
Lineage: Eukaryota; Fungi; Glomeromycota; Glomeromycetes; Diversisporales; Gigasporaceae
Source: the annotation of a GenBank genome assembly